Molecule: messenger RNA, 1443 nt
Organism: Hibiscus syriacus
Lineage: Eukaryota; Viridiplantae; Streptophyta; Magnoliopsida; Malvales; Malvaceae
Product: probable polygalacturonase
Exons: 5
Coding region: 74-1429 (451 amino acids)
Biological process (GO): carbohydrate metabolic process
Molecular function (GO): polygalacturonase activity
Source: RefSeq, a predicted model, not a curated record
UCGUUGCUUACAACAUCGGCCUCUAUUUAAACUCAUCUGCUCUAAACCAAAAACCAAUGUUGUUUUGUGGAUAAUGGAAAUGUGGACAACCCCAAGAAGGAACCAGGUUCUUGAUACCAUACUGCUACUCGGAAUACUUCUGGUUUCGAUCGACAUAAAGGGAGUAGAAAGCCGGAAGUACAGUGCUUCAUUGACGGAUUUCGGAGGUGUUGGCGAUGGAGUGACGUCGAAUACAAAGGCUUUUCAGGCUGCCAUUUUCAACCUCAGCCAGUAUGCAUCAGAUGGUGGAUCCCUACUCCUUGUUCCUGCAGGAAAGUGGCUGACUGGUAGUUUCAAUCUUACCAGCCAUUUUACUCUCUAUAUCCACAAAGAUGCUACCCUUCUCGCCUCACAGGAUGAGAGUGAAUGGGCUGUCAUUGACCCUCUCCCGUCCUAUGGUCGAGGAAGGGAUGCCGACGGCGGAAGAUAUAUCAGUCUUGUUUUCGGAACCAACCUCACCGACGUCGUGAUAACUGGUGACAAUGGCACUAUUGACGGUCAGGGUGUUACCUGGUGGGACAAAUUCCACAAGGGAGAGCUGAAAUACACCAGGCCUUACCUUAUUGAAAUCAUGUAUUCAGAUGAAGUUCAAAUCUCUAAUCUCACUUUGAUGAACUCCCCUUCCUGGAAUGUUCAUCCUGUUUAUAGCAGCAAUGUCGUUGUUCAAGGAUUAACUAUCCUUGCACCAGUAACUUCUCCGAACACCGAUGGGAUCAACCCAGAUUCUUGCACAAAUACCCGGAUCGAGGACUGCUAUAUCGUCUCCGGGGAUGAUUGUGUAGCCGUUAAGAGUGGUUGGGAUGAGUAUGGCAUCAAGUUUGGUAUGCCAACAAAGCAGCUGGUGAUCAGAAGGCUCACAUGCAUUUCACCAUUCAGUGCAGUGAUUGCACUAGGUAGUGAGAUGUCCGGCGGAAUUGAGGACGUAAGGGCCGAAGACAUCACAGGCAUUGAUUCUGAGUCGGCUGUUAGGAUUAAAACCGCCGUCGGACGAGGAAACUACAUCAAAGACGUAUAUGUGAGAGGGAUGACCAUGAAAACUAUGAAAAUGGUGUUCUGGAUGGCAGGGAACUAUGGUUCUCAUCCCGACAACGAUUAUGAUCCGAAUGCAUUCCCUGUUAUCCAGAACAUCAAUUUCAGAGACAUCAUUGCUGAGAAUGUGACAAUGGCAGCUAGAUUGGAGGGAAUUCCAGGCCAUCCAUUCUCUGGAAUUUGCAUAUCAAAUGCCACCAUUGGAUUAACACAAAAGCCAAAGAAGAUUCAAUGGAAUUGCACUGAAAUUGCUGGUGUGACAAGUAAUGUUACACCUCAGCCCUGCAAUCUGCUAACAGAUCAAGGACCAGACAAUGCCUGCAAUUUUCCAGAAGACAGCUUCUCAAGUGCCAAAGUUUAAGUCUUAAACAGAAA